Molecule: messenger RNA, 1898 nt
Organism: Haliotis rufescens (red abalone)
Lineage: Eukaryota; Metazoa; Mollusca; Gastropoda; Lepetellida; Haliotidae
Product: major facilitator superfamily domain-containing protein 4A-like
Exons: 4
Coding region: 241-1677 (478 amino acids)
Source: RefSeq, a predicted model, not a curated record
UAUAUCAUCCAUGUUUAUAAACAUAUCAGUAGCUAUGUCAUUUGUCAAUUUAUGUGGACGUGUCAUGUGAUACAAAGGCCACCUGAGUUGUACGAGAUCUGCUUUCGCUAAAUGUCAACAUCUGCGGGUUCGGACCGUGCCUUGGGCUUGACUGCCAUCUUAAGCCGACAGGCUGUGUGGCAGGCCGGGAGUACACGUCAUCCGUGACAGUAACCUUAAAUUCCAUACAAGUGUAUUACGAUGGCCGUACAGCAACGCUGGAAGAUACUACAGACAGCGUGGUUAUUCUGGUCUCUGGUCAUGGUGGGUGUCAGUGACUCUCUCAUUGGUCCGAGUCUUCUAGAGCUCCAGUCUCUACUGCAGGUGGAUCUGCGACAACUCAACUACAUCGUGUUAGCCACCGGACUCGGGGACUUCGUCGGCGCCAUUCUAGCUGGCCUUCUCACCAACACGUGUGCCUGUGACUUGAGACUGGCAGUCUCUGUGUUGCUGGGAACUCUCAGUGUUGCUCUGUCUGCCGUAGUGGCCAACUACUACUAUGUGUUGACAUUAUUCACAUUACAAGGUUUUCUCAGAGGAUUUGUGUACUGUUAUGCAAUUGAAAAAUGCAACGCCCUAUGGACACAAAAUAAAGGUGUUCCUUUUCAAUGUAUAUUGCUGGGAACAACCGCUGGAGGAAUUAUCUCCCCGUUGUUCAUUAAACUAUUUCUUUGUCCACCAUACGACCCCGAGACGGCAAACUUCACCACGUCUAACGUCAGUUACGAAAACGUGAACAUCACUGAUCUGGGCCACGCAGUACCCUACAGUCCGCAUACACAUAGCACAGAGUGGUCAACCUGGUCUGACAACGCCACAUCCUUAUCAACGUCUUCAAGAUGUUUACCCCAAGACGUGAAUCUCACGUACGCGUACUUCAUAUUAGCGGUAUUGGUGCUGCCACCUGCAGUGGCAUUUUUCAUCUACUGGAGCCAAUCCAAGGGAGAAUCCACUGACGAAGCUGCCAGGGUUACACGGGAACAAGUCGCCAAUGAAGAAAACACGCAAACCCUUGUUGUAUUGUUUUCAGUAUUGUUUGUGAUUUUAUAUUUUCCCCUACUUGGCAGUAGCGUCAUGUACUCCACAUAUCUAACAGAGUUUGGUGUUAAAGGACCUCUUCAUCUACAAAAGCCUAAAAUGGUCCUCAUGACGUCAUUGUACUGGGGCUCGUCGCUUCUUGGAAGAAUCAUCAGUAUAUUUUUGACACCGUUUAUUGGCGUAGAGAAACUCAUAUAUUGCUGCAUGAUCCCAUUGCUUAUCAGUGAAACAGUUAUGGUUUUCACAGUACAGUAUUCUGAAAUUAUUUUGUGGAUUUGCACAUGCACAAUCGGACUCUUCAUAUCGCCAUAUGUUGGGGCCGGAUAUGCGUGGUGCGCGAAGCAUGUGAAGUUUGGUCCUCGUUUAAUUUCCGCUUCCGGUGCUUCACUGGGUCUCGGUGCAAUGGCUCUGCCAUUUGUUGGUGGAGUUAUGUUUGAUAUCUUAGGGCCUAUGUCCUAUUUAUACUUGUAUUAUUCAUUGUACAUUUUUGUGGCUCUUUUGUUCUUCAUAAUGGUUAUAUUGACUAAACGAAUGCAAUCUCCCUCAGUUAUAAUCGUGAAUGUGGACAUGUGUCAAGAACGUCUUAGCCCCGAAAGCUAACGUUUUCGUUUGUGAAACUUCUGAACUAGCUAUUCGCUGUUUUCCUUUUCCCUGUCACAAUUCUGAACCCUUCUCAUUUGACACGGUUACUUGUUUAGUUGGUUGUUGGUUGUUGUUUAACGCCGCAAUCAGCAAUAUUCCAGCAAUAUGACAGCGGUCUGUAAAUUAUCGUGUCUGGACUGACAAUCCAGUGAUUGACAUAAUGAGCAUCGAUCUACGCA